CCGUUCUGCCCAAUGUGGGGGCUCACCUCCCUCUCGCCUUCCUCCAUACCCCAACUUGGAAUAAAGAAUCACCUAGUGAGUGGCGCCCUGUCUCUCCUGGUUUUCUCUGCCACGACCUGAAUGGAGUCUGUGUGAUUCCGAUCUGUUAUGCUCUGCUCGCCGGAAUCGUUCUCGUUCCAUCUUCCCACGCCCGCGUCUGGCUUUGUGUGCGAAGACCCCCCACCCUGCAGUCUAGACGUAGUCGCGAGCUGGAGGGCGGUGGGUGUGGGGCCCCACUCCCAGGUCUGUUGCAGCGAGCGUCUGCCUGGAGAUUAAAAUGAGACGUGACUUCUUGGCAGGACAGGGCUGUGUGCCUUUGCAUUCCCGAGAUCUUCGUAGAUUGAUUCUGCAGCUUGAUUUCCGGUGAAGGACUCGUGCCCAGCCACACCCUAGCACAUACCGUGGAUCAGACACCACCUGCAUAUAUGAGACUAAGAGUUCCGGUUAUCCUCUUACUGUCCCUGUCUCUUAACUUUAUUUUACCUUUUCUCUAAAUGAACAUUACUUCUCUGUGUCAAGGUCACACGGUGGUAGAGCUACAACUGACGGCCACCAACCUGCUAUGUUCAACCAGUGUACAUCCUCCGGAGACCUGGGAGGAUCCGCCUGGACCCCACCUUAGACCUAAAGAUCCUGCAGCUCUAGGCGUCACCUGGAGGAUGGUGUCGGUGACAGAGCUCAAUGAACCUCUUUCUAAUGAAGAUCGAAACCUCCUCUCGGUGGCCUACAAGAACGUGGUUGGUGCCAGGCGAUCUUCCUGGAGGGUCAUCAGCAGCAUUGAGCAGAAAACCAUGGCUGAUGGAAAUGAAAAAAAAUUGGAGAAAGUUAAAGCUUACCGGGAGAAGAUUGAGAAGGAGCUGGAAACAGUGUGCAAUGAUGUCCUGGCGCUGCUCGACAAGUUCCUCAUCAAGAACUGCAAUGAUUUCCAGUAUGAGAGCAAGGUAUUUUACCUGAAAAUGAAAGGCGAUUACUACCGCUACUUGGCAGAGGUAGCUUCCGGGGAGAAGAAAAACAGUGUGGUCGAAGCUUCCGAGGCCGCCUACAAGGAAGCCUUUGAAAUCAGCAAAGAGCACAUGCAGCCGACGCACCCCAUCCGGCUGGGUCUGGCCCUCAACUUCUCCGUGUUCUACUAUGAGAUCCAGAAUGCACCUGAGCAGGCCUGCCUCUUAGCCAAACAAGCCUUCGAUGAUGCCAUAGCUGAGCUGGACACACUAAACGAGGAUUCCUAUAAGGACUCCACGCUCAUCAUGCAGUUGCUGCGAGACAACCUCACCCUCUGGACGAGCGACCAGCAGGAUGAAGAAGCAGGAGAAGGCAACUGAAGAGUCUUCGGGUCCCGGGCCCUUCCUUCACCCACCACCCCCCAUCAUCACUUGAUUCUUCCUUGCCACAAUCACUAAAUAUCUAGUGCUAAACCUAUCUGUAUUGGCAGCACAGCUACUCAGAUCUGCUCUCCUGCCCCUUGGGAAGCAGUUUCAGAUAAAUCUUCAUGGGCAUUGCUGGAUUGAUGGUUGCUUUAAGCCCUUAGGGGCUCUCUUUUCGAAUUGUGCAGACAAGUGCGAUCUGAAUGAGGCAUUCUAUGCCUAUUGAUCUAUGGGAAACCCAAGCAAAAGCAAUGGGGAAGUUUAGAAAGGAGAAUUAGCCAACACAGGCUUCGAUUGAUAUUUAAAUGAUCCAUGUAAAGCAAGCUGAUAGUGUUUUGUUGAGCAGUACAUCUUGUGCAUGCAAAAAAUGAAUUCACCCCCCACCUCUUUCUUCAGCUAAUGGAAAACUGUUAAGGGAAGCUGAUUACAAAGAGACCACUCCUCCUUUCCAUCAGCUUUAUAAUAAACUGUUUAACGUGAGGUUUCAGUAGCGCCUUGUUUUGCCUCUUUAAAUUAUGUGCACAAACCUUCUUUUUCAAUGCAAUGCAUCUAAAGUUUUGAUACCUGUAACUUUUUUUUUUUUUUUUGGUUGUGAUUGUUUAAGAAUCAUGGAUUUAUUUUUUGUAACUCUUUGGCUAUUGUCCUUGUGUAUCCUGACAGCACCAUGUGUGUCAGCCCACGUCAAUCAAGAUGGGUGAUUAUGAAAUGCCAGACUUCUAAAUUAAAUGUUUUGGAAUUCAAUGGGUAAAUAAAUGCUGCUUUGGGGAUAUUA
Molecule: messenger RNA, 2175 nt
Organism: Ailuropoda melanoleuca (giant panda)
Lineage: Eukaryota; Metazoa; Chordata; Mammalia; Carnivora; Ursidae
Gene: YWHAH
Product: tyrosine 3-monooxygenase/tryptophan 5-monooxygenase activation protein eta
Exons: 3
Coding region: 534-1361 (275 amino acids)
Source: RefSeq, a predicted model, not a curated record